Molecule: messenger RNA, 1608 nt
Organism: Hevea brasiliensis (rubber tree)
Lineage: Eukaryota; Viridiplantae; Streptophyta; Magnoliopsida; Malpighiales; Euphorbiaceae
Exons: 5
Coding region: 147-1361 (404 amino acids)
Source: RefSeq, a predicted model, not a curated record
CAAAUGAAAUUGGGCUAUAAGGCUCCAUUGGCCAGCAUAUAGCCACCGUCUAUUUUCCGUCGAUGGAAAAAGAAAAGGGUUUGUUUAACUUUUUCUCGAGAAAGAGGGUUCCAUGAAUCUGUAGUUGCAGUAGAGGGAGAGAGGAAAUGGGUGAUAAUCUAUUCGAAGGACUACCACCUCCCUCUAAUCAACAGCAACAAAAUCAACAAGUAGAAGAGAAUGCUUCAAAUAACAGAGAACCAUCUCCAGUACCACCACCAGCUCCAACCCCUGUUUUGAAGAGUGCUCUCAAGCGCCCCAAACCCGUUGAAUCCACCCCGGACCAUGAAGACACUAUGACUGAAAAGGCCACGGCACCAGAAAAGCGGUUGAGGUUUAAAACCACAACAGAUGCCUCAGUGACGCAACUGAUAGAGGCCAUGCAGAAGAUAGCAUCACACAUCAAGAAUCCAACAAAGUUUUCUAAGGCUUCUAAGCUUGCCAUACAGCUAAUUCAGGCUGGAAGUGUAAAGCCAGGAACUAGUGACCACUUCUUUGCCAUACUUGAGGCUGCAAUGUCAUCAACCACCUCUUGUACUGAUCCUUCGUUGAGGGCAGAUUAUCAUGCCUUGUUCUCAGCGGCACAGGAUGCUGCUGAAUGCCUCACUAAGAACAAGAAGAAUGAAUUAGCUAUAUGGACAAUUAGAGCGGUGGUGGCAAAUGACUUAUUCACUGAUGACAGCUUUGUGUUUUCAAAGGCGGCAGGACGAAUAAAAGAAGCUAUAAGUAGUCUUCCAGUUGCAUCUGAGGAUGAUGACAUGGAAGAAGCUGAAGCCCUAAAGGAUGAUAAAGGAACAACUAAUGAAGACAAUGAAAACAAGCAGGAUUUAUGUUCAGGUACUUCAGCUGAAGAAAAUAAGAUGGAUGAGUCUGAUCCAUUUGGGCUCAAUGCUUUUAUGAGUAACGCAAAGAAAGAUGAAAGGGUAAAAGGAAAGAAAAAUACAUUAGCCAAGAUGCGCAAGGAGGAGGAGGAAGGGAAUAAGAGCUUCCUCAAAGGUCAGAGAGAAUCCUUGAUUAUUUGUUUAGAGAUUGCUGCACGCCGUUACAAAACUCCAUGGUGCCAGACAGUGAUAGACAUUUUGGUAAAGCAUGCCUUAGAUAAUGUUGCAAGGUUCACAUCUCGACAAAGGGAUGCAAUAGAGAAACUUUGGUCCUCUAUACGGGAACAGCAUACUCGUAGAAAGCAAGGGAAAUCAGUAAAUGGGAAACUUGAUGUGACUGCUUUUGAAUGGCUUCAACAAAAAUAUGCAAGUGAAAAAAUCAGUAUUCGGCAUUCUGUUGGUGGCAGUGGGGAUCGUCGUGCUCAACAGUGGCUUGGUUGAUACCUUAUUUGAUAUUGCAAUACAACAGUACUGAUGACAGCUAACACCCAGAAAACAAAUUGAAAAUCUCAAGUGAAGUAUUGUUUAUUCCAAUGUAACAUGAAUUAUCAAGUUAGAAAUUCUCACUAUUAUGGAGUUGAAGAGAGUGAUUAUGGGUGCCCUCCGAAAUUUCCAAUGGUAUCAACGACAAAACCAGGAAAAGGAGAAUAGAAACCGCAAAAGCCAUUAAAUUUACAUUAUUUCCAAA